CUUCCAAAGAAAAAUUACUCCCAUGACAUCGUGAAGCCCAACGUCAACGCCAACUCAUCAACCAGUCACCGAGAGAACAAUUUUUCUUAUCAGGAAACUUUAUCGACGUCGCUUAUCUUACUAUUUAGAGUCUUCUAACAAUUCCGAUUUACUCAGAACCCUUGUGAUUUGGGCUGCGAAUAUUCAGCAAUUCUUUCUCCACCUAAAGCUCUUCAACAGCUCUUAAUACCUUAAACAAUCGACUACGCGAUACACAACACCUUCAGCUAUUCAAGAUGGUUACUCUUACCGAGGUUGAGGACGAGCACUUCCAGCACCCUCAGGCUGGUCCUGAUAUUGAGGAGGACGAUGACGACUACUCCGAUACUGACUCCGAGAUUUCCAACGAGUCCGACUACGACCCUACAGAAGAGACUCUCGCUGAGCGGCUAUACGCGUUGCGCGACAUCGUUCCCCCCACUACUCGCUCAUGGAUCUCCGGCAAGGCCAACACCAUCGGUUACGCUGCCUGGAGCGUCUUUUCUUUCAGUGGCAAGGGCGCUUGGGUGCUUACUACCUCUGCCCUGUUCUUUGGUGUUCCUUUCGCCUUGUCUUUCGCCGAGGACCAACAGCUCACUGCUAUGGAGCAAGAGUACAACAUGCGACAAAGCGGCAGUGAACUUUUGACCGCUGGCUCCGAACAGAGCACCGCUGACCAAGUUGGCGCCGCCCUCGAUGGCAAGCCUGCCCAACCUUCUCUGUAAACAAACAAGUUGGAGUCACGCAAUCGAAAAACCUUAACCUUACGUUUCUGGGUAUGAGGAUAUCUUAGACAGUGCCUUUUGUUGCCAGGCGCAGUCAUUAUUGGGCCGGAAAAUACGGCUUCCCAUGUGUACAAUAAUUGUUUACGGCGUAUAUGGCCGAUUAUGACCCGUGAUGGAUGCAACUGGGUUUGACCGGGAGGAACGAGAAGCGCAACGCAUCCACGGCGCAUGGUUACCGGUGUAAAGUAUAAGAUGGGGUUGGUAAUUGCUGCGAUCUCAUCUCCAGGAAAGGCGGUUUCACAUGUAUUUUGUCACAUUAGAGCUGUAUCAUUGAUGACUUAUGUGUGAGCUUUAUAUAAACCACAGCUUGUUCUGCCUUUGUAUUGUGACACGAUUUGAGUCAAUAAUGAUGUAUGAGAGAAAGCCACGAAAUGCGAGGAAAUUGAAAGGAAUCUUCUAG
Molecule: messenger RNA, 1203 nt
Organism: Fusarium redolens
Lineage: Eukaryota; Fungi; Ascomycota; Sordariomycetes; Hypocreales; Nectriaceae
Product: mitochondrial outer membrane translocase complex, subunit Tom22
Exons: 2
Coding region: 276-743 (155 amino acids)
Biological process (GO): intracellular protein transport
Cellular component (GO): mitochondrial outer membrane
Source: RefSeq, a predicted model, not a curated record